This is a messenger RNA of Neomonachus schauinslandi (Hawaiian monk seal), 1091 nucleotides long. It is a transcript of the gene GPR15, whose product is annotated as G protein-coupled receptor 15. Lineage: Eukaryota; Metazoa; Chordata; Mammalia; Carnivora; Phocidae. Gene Ontology annotation, molecular function: G protein-coupled receptor activity. The transcript has a single exon. Bases 1 to 1083 code for a protein of 360 amino acids. Gene Ontology annotation, cellular component: membrane. The record is from RefSeq and is a predicted model, not a curated record. Gene Ontology annotation, biological process: immune response; G protein-coupled receptor signaling pathway.
AUGGACCCAGAAGCAACCUCAGUUUAUUUGGAUUAUUUCUAUGCCACCAGCAAAAAUCCUGAUCUUGAGGACACCCACUCCCAUGUUCCUUAUACGUCGGUCUUCCUUCCGGUCUUUUACACAGCUGUGUUCCUGACUGGAGUGUUGGGGAACCUCGUCCUCAUGAGUGCCUUGCAUUUCAAACGGGGCAGCCGAAGACUGAUUGACAUCUUCAUCAUCAACCUGGCCGUAUCUGACUUUAUUUUUCUUGUCACAUUGCCUCUCUGGGUGGAUAAAGAAGCAUCUUUAGGACUGUGGAGGACAGGCUCCUUCCUGUGCAAAGGCAGCUCCUACAUGAUCUCAGUCAACAUGCACUGCAGUGUCUUCUUGCUCACCUGCAUGAGUGUUGACCGCUACCUGGCCAUCGUGUGUCCAGCCAUAUCCAGGAAAUUCAGGAGGAGAGACUGUGCAUAUGGAGUCUGCGCCAGCGUCUGGUUUAUCUCCUGCCUUUUGGGUUUGCCUACUCUUCUGUCCAGGGAACUCACCCUGAUUGAUGAUAAGCCAUACUGUGCAGAGAAGAGGGCUACGUCAAUGAAACUGACUUGGGCCCUGGUGGCCUUAAUUUUUACCUUCUUUGUCCCUUUGGUGAGCAUUGUGACCUGCUACUGUUGCAUCACAAGGAAGCUGUGUGCGCAUUACCAACAGUCGGGAAAACAUAACAGAAAGCUGAGGAAAUCCAUAAAGAUCAUCUUGAUUGUCGUGGCAGCCUUUGUCUUCUCCUGGCUGCCCUUCAAUACUUUCAAGCUUCUGGCCAUUGUCUCUGGGCUGCAGCAAGAAAUCUACUUUUCCUCAGCUUUUCUCCAGCUGGGCAUGGAGGUGAGUGGGCCUUUGGCAUUUGCCAACAGCUGCGUCAACCCUUUCAUUUACUAUAUCUUUGACAGCUACAUCCGCCGGGCCAUCGUGCACUGCUUGUGCCCUUGCAUCAAGAAGUAUGACUUUGGAAGCAGCACGGAGACAUCAGAUAGUCACCUCACUAAGGCUCUCUCCAACUUCAUUCAUGUAGAGGACUUUGCCAGAAGGAGGAAGAGGUCUGUGUCACUCUAAAAGGGACU